AUGGAAAACGAUAUUUUAGACUCCCUUAACGAUUUGGGGUACGAAAGCCCUUUAUUGGAAGAGGUUGAAUUCUCUAAAGCACUCGAUGGUGGUCCUAAAUCACUCGAGUAUACUAAACUAGUACAUAUCUUAGCUGAAGAGAUUAAGCAAUUAUGUAAUCUAGAAGAAACAGUCAAUAUGAUGAACCAUCCGGAUGAAUCUAGCUCAUUCUUGCUAGAAUUGAGUUCGUUUCUCAAAGAACUCGGUUGUCCAUACAAGAAACUGGUGACAGGUCACAUGUCUUCCCGACUUCAAACAAAAGAAGAUAAAAUCCUUUUAUUAGAUUACUUAGUCUCAGAGCUGAUGGCCGCUAGAAUGGUCAAUGUUGAUUGUACGAAGGAUAAGCAGAAUUCCGGAAUGGAAAUUGUUAUGCAAGAAUCACCAACAGCCAAGGAUCUAAAAGAUAUAUUAAUAACUUUGAAAUUUAACAAACCCCCUCCGAACAUAUCACCAGAGGUAUUGUUCACAAAGUUAGAAGCUAAACUAAAGGACACCAUACAGAAAGAAGGUGAUCAGCUAGUAGGUAAACCGUUAUACAAUAAAGCAGUGACGGAAAAAGAUUGGAAAGAACUGGAAACGUUAUUUUCCGAUAUGUUUGAAGAGUACAGACUACGCAGAGAAACUUUGAUAACUAGAUUGGAGUGUACUAUACAAAGUUUUGAGUGGUCAGACCGUCUUAAAGCAAAAAAAGAUCAAAUUCAAUCAACGUACAGACCAAAACGCGAACAUUUGAAAGUAAAGCCAAAUGUUAAGUUUUCGGAUUUUCUAGCAGCGAGAACGACUUUAUUACAAGUUGAAAAAACUUCAAGCGCGAGUGUCAGAAAAAAUACGCAAAGUGAAGUUAAUAAAGUUCUUAUUGGAAAGGUUCCAGAUAGAGGUGGUCGUCCCAAUGAACAACAAGUACCACCCCCUGAAAUGCCUUCCUGGCAACAAAGAAGUCGUGGGGGUGGCAGAGGGGGCGGUGAGGCACAACGUGGGGGAGGCAGGGGGGGUGGUGAGGCACACCGUGGGGGUGGCAGAGGGGGUGGCGAGGCACGAGGGGGUCAACGUGGAGGCGGCCGGGGGGGUCGAGUUCAGGGGGGAUACAACCAGGGUGACCACAGACCACAAUCAAGUCAAGGGAUGAAUCAAAACCGAAACUAUCAAACAUACGAAGUGCCCCCGGGUGGUUAUAACCAGGGUUACCAAAGUAACCAGGAUUAUAAACAGGGUUACCAAAGUAACCAGGACUAUAACCAGGGCUACCAAAAUUACAAUCAAGGUUACAAGACUAACAAGCAAGGCUACGAGACCAGUGGGGGUUAUAACCAAGGUUAUUCUAAUCAAGGAGGGGGUUAUAACAAAGGUUAUCAUAAUAACCAACCACGAUAUCAAAACGAACACGAUGACCGAGACAACCGUAGAGGUGGAUACAGGGGGCGUUACUAACUUUAACGUAAUAUAUACGCCAUAAUUCUCCUUAAACCCCCACAAUUAAUUGAGAGUCUACCUCAAAUAUGUUAAGCCUGCCAGACAGACAAAAUUUUGUUUAAUUUUUUUUUAAAAUGAUAUCACUAAUAUUUUUAGUAGUAUCGACUCAGUUUGAUACUUGAAAAACAAAUGUUAAUUCCGAUCACUAUAUAGUAUACUAUGUGAUACUUUUUACUUAUAUACUUUCACCUAUAGGUGUAGCAGCGGAUAUUGAGCGCUCGAUGAUAGAUUGAAAAUACAUUUCCAGUACAAAAAAAAAAAAAAUAUUUAAUGCCUACUACAGAGCACUCAAUGUCCGUGCCUAUAACCAUAACAAGCAUUAAAUGUAACGUCGAUCAGGCUUAACAUUUGAAUUGAGACUGUAGUUACAAAUGGGAUAUAAUAAGUCUAGCCACAAGAUUUCUUUAUUUGCCACGUGAUCUAACUUCUAAUUUUAUAACUAAACAAAGGAAAAACGAGAUAACCUCUAAUAAACUAAUUCGUCUUUUUUACAAAGCCAACUAAAUAUUCUAUAGAAAGCGGUAACAACAAUUUUUUCACUUGUCCUUAUUUUUACAUAGCACCUAAAUUACUAACUCGACCACGCAUUUUAUAUCUUAUUACCAUUUUACGUUUUACAGCUUCAACACUGUCUUCAAAAAAUAUAAUUCAAGCUUCCAUAGACAAUGACAUUUAUUAUAACUCAGCAUAUAAAUAAUAUAUCAUAAUAUUAUUUUAUUUGACGCGAGACGACAGCGACCCGUCAAUUGCACCAACCAGAGAGCGCCAUUUGAUUCAUGUACCGACGACAAGUUAGUCACGUGUAUUUGUUUAUCGUCGUUCGUGCGUUCUUAUUGCAAUUGUUUUAUCUGAUUAAAUAGUUUUCCACCAUACUUCCCCAUAACACUCGCAAUUUGACAAGGCAAUGCAUAUUGCAAUUUUGUAAAAAAAAAAAGAAAUCCCAUAGACCUAAGCUCAAAAUUAGACAGUUUAUUGACUUAAUUUCGUUCCGUGACAUCUCCGGUGCUACG
Melitaea cinxia (Glanville fritillary) is the source of this 2519-nucleotide messenger RNA. Its product is annotated as protein FAM98A. Gene Ontology annotation, cellular component: tRNA-splicing ligase complex. The transcript is spliced from 10 exons. Bases 1 to 1467 code for a protein of 488 amino acids. NCBI's taxonomy places the organism in Eukaryota, Metazoa, Arthropoda, Insecta, Lepidoptera, Nymphalidae. The record is from RefSeq and is a predicted model, not a curated record.